UUCUACCGGAACGUCGUCCAAUCGUGUCUCUCCUUACUCCUUACGUAGGGUGGGUCCGUUCUAUAACUUCCAGUAUCGUACAAGUUGGGAGUGUUCAUGGAAAUGAUUCAGUUUCGUCCUUUUUAAAGUUUGGUGAACGGCCACUUAAGCCCAGUCUCUUAUGCAUUUCGCCACGCCGUGGUGAGUGGAUAUCCCUAACGGAACUAAGUCAUCCCCCGACCCGUUACCAAAAUUUCCUCACCCGUUACGAGAGUUUACCGAGUUUUAUCGGAUCAUCCGACCUACUUAGACGAUAGCGGAGUUUUAAGAAAUUAAGAUGAACUGGAAAACCGUUGUUCGCAUCACCCUGACCACGCUCUUCGCGCUCUGUCUCUUUGCUGGGAUGAUCGUCGUGUACGCCAUCGGCUUCCAGUUCGUGUUUUCCGGGGACGGUUACCUCUCCUUCGGGCUGUACGGGUCCGUGCUCGCCUUGCAUCUCAUCAUACAGAGCAUCUUCGCCUUCCUCGAACACCGGAAGAUGAACAGAGAUGACUUGCCGCCUCACCAAGAGAAGCCAGUGGCGCUGUGCAUAGCAGCGUUUCAAGAAGACCCCGUGCUUCUUAGAAAGUGUUUGGAAUCUAUUAGAGACAUCAAGUAUAAGAACCUAAAGGUUGUGUUGGUCAUAGAUGGCAACUCUGACGACGAUAUGUACAUGCGAGACACGUUUGUGGAAAUCAUGGGUCCACAGGACACGGAUACGUUCGUCUGGAGACACAACUAUCACGCCAGGGAGCCACUGCCUAGAGAAAUUCCUACUCUAGAAAAGGGCUCAAAGCAUUUAGAAGACGUGGUCGCUCCGUCACUUCGGGACAACGGGGCCAAGGUCGUGGAAGACAUCAUUCUAAACAACAGAAACUCGUGUAUCAUGCAGAAGUGGGGAGGGAAGCGUGAGGUGAUGUACACGGCGUUUAGGGCGCUGGGAGAUACCGUAGAGUACGUCCAGGUCUGCGACUCGGACACGAUCCUAGAGCCGAACUGUACCGACGAGAUGGCGAAGAUCCUCGACAAUGAUCGGACGGUCGGCGCCGUUGGCGGAGAUGUCCGAAUCUGGAACGAGCGGGACUCGUGGAUUUCCUUCCUCAGCAGCCUGCGCUACUGGAUGGCCUUCAACAUCGAGCGCGCCUGUCAGUCCUACUUCAACGUGGUGAGCUGCAUCAGCGGGCCUCUCGGCUUCUACCGCAACGACCUGCUACAAAGCUUUCUAGAAGACUGGUACAACCAGACGUUUCUCGGUCAACACUGCACCUUCGGCGACGACCGCCACCUCACCAACCGCAUGUUGAGUAUCGGCUACGGCACCAAGUACACGGCGCGAUCGCGAUGCUACACCGAGACCCCCGUGCAAUAUCUCCGCUGGCUCAACCAGCAGACCCGCUGGACCAAGUCCUACUUCAGGGAGUGGCUCUACAACGCCAUGUGGUUCCACAAGCAUCACAUAUGGAUGACGUACGAGUCUAUAAUCGCUGGACUCUUCCCAUUCUUUGUAACUGUAACAGUCAUCAGACUAUUCUAUCGUGGCCGGCUCUGGGACAUUCUACUCAUUCUCAUCACCAUACAGACAAUAGGGUUGAUCAAAUCGUUCUACGCGUGUUUCCUACGAAGGUCUCCUACGAUGGUAUUCAUGUCUAUCUACUCUAUCCUCUACAUGACAAGCCUGCUACCGGCUAAGUACUGGGCUAUGCUGACUAUCAACAAAAGUGGGUGGGGAACUAGUGGGAGAAAGAAGAUUGUGACAAACUUUAUUCCCCUUGUGCCUCUGAUAGCGUGGGCUCUGAUUCUAGGUGGAGGUCUCGCGUACACAAUCUAUUACGACACCUUGGACUACUUUGACUACACGAAACAGAUGUACCUCAGUGUCGGGUUCGCAUUAUACAUGGUCUACUGGUUCGUCAUGAUCGCGCUGUAUUCCUGGAGAACUUGUAAAUGCGGCUGCUGCCGGGAUUCGUACACUGUGGAUGAAGUGUGACACAACGUAAGAAUAUCAUUUGACGAACGCCAUGUUUUGGUGAAAGAUGUUUAAUAUUUAUUGUUUUGAAUAUUAUAUAUAUUUUUAUAAAGAACAAUCAAGAACACCAUUUUUUUAAAUGUUGUGAAAGAUGUAACAAUGCCUUAUCAUAAUUUUAGCCCAAGAGAAUUUGUAGUAGUAGAACAAAUAGUAAGUGUAGCCUGUUAGUUGUCUCAGGGCAACGGACGCACCUCAUGUAGUGCAUUUAUGUACAUGGAGACCAAAAUGUGCAAACAUAUUAUGUUACGAGGUAAAGGUAGGCAGAAUAGUCCUAAGUGAAUUGUUCAAUGACUGUUGAGAUUAUACAGGAAACAAGUCCAUGAUGUAUUUUUGUCGGAGAAGCGAGCUAUAUUUUGUGUAGGGAUGAGUCAUAAUGGAACAUAGUUAAGAGAAGCUCUAUUAGUCUGUGCCAUGCACAAAAAGCCAUGUAUUUAGAUAUUGCUUUACACUGCGAGCACUGAAUGGAAUACACCUCAAAAGUAUGUCUUAAGCAUGGUUUUCACAAGAAGGUUUAUCCUAAAUCUUGUCAUAUACGUUUGAUACAACGUACAGUUUAUGAACAGUCAUGAAGCUAGGAAAGGAACUGGUCCAUAGUGUAGCAAACAGAAAGCAUAUGUGUCUCCUGAAUUGUUUGUGUAACGAUAAAGCCUGUCUGUUAUGAAUUCAACAAUGACAAUACAUGUGGCCUUGGAAAUGAAUUGAAUACACCUCAAAACUAUGUCUAAAGCAUGUUUUUCACAAGACAGUUUAUCCGUAAUGGACAUCAUAUACAUGUGAUACAACGUACAGUUUAUGAACAUUUUGAAGCUAGGAAAUGAACUGGUUCGUACUGUUGCAAACAGAAAGCAUAGUUAUUACACGUUUCCCGUAGUGUUUGUGUAACGUUCACGCCUGUCUGUUAUAAAUGCAACAAUGACAAUACUUGUGGCCUUGGAAAUAAAGACACUCAAGAAUU
Molecule: messenger RNA, 2999 nt
Organism: Branchiostoma floridae (Florida lancelet)
Lineage: Eukaryota; Metazoa; Chordata; Leptocardii; Amphioxiformes; Branchiostomatidae
Product: hyaluronan synthase 2-like
Exons: 2
Coding region: 317-2005 (562 amino acids)
Biological process (GO): extracellular matrix assembly; hyaluronan biosynthetic process
Molecular function (GO): hyaluronan synthase activity
Source: RefSeq, a predicted model, not a curated record